Molecule: messenger RNA, 1475 nt
Organism: Nomia melanderi (Alkali bee)
Lineage: Eukaryota; Metazoa; Arthropoda; Insecta; Hymenoptera; Halictidae
Product: tRNA N(3)-cytidine methyltransferase METTL6
Source: RefSeq, a predicted model, not a curated record
CGCAUGUCCUCCUCGUUCAUUUCCUUUUGGGACGCUAAGGUGGGAGGUUCUCUGCGUAGUUCGCAAUUCCGAUGGUCGUUUCGUUAUAUUCCAUUCUCGCGUAAAUGUUCUGUUCAAUUACCAUAAAGCACGCUUGUAAUUUCGGGGGUAUUCGUGGGGCGUACAAGUGGCUUCGUAAUUCCCGGGAUUAUUACUACGGGUUACGCGAGAAUGGCUGAAUCAAUGGAGUCCGGUAACGAGUACGUUGGCCACGUGGCGAAGCGUCUCACUCAAGAGGAAAUUGAGAAAAUGCACACUCAGAACACGCGGUUGGUUUCCGAGUUCCGUGCUAAUCAGCUGGAGAAAGACGCUAGAAAACAUUGGGACCUAUUUUACAAGCGAAACGACACGAGAUUCUUCAAAGAUAGACAUUGGACCACUAGAGAAUUUAGUGAUUUGUUGGGUCUGGAAGAGCAGGGAGAUCCCAAGGUGCUUCUUGAGGUCGGCUGUGGCGUUGGGAAUUUCGUGUAUCCGUUGCUUGAAGAUGGAUUGAAAUUUAAACAAAUAUUCGCUUGUGAUUUUUCUCCCAGAGCUGUGGAUUUAAUGAAGGCGCACACACUGUAUGAUCCAGGGAAGAUGAAGGUUUUUCAGACUGAUAUUACAACGGAAGAUUGUUUCGCGGAUGUGGAUCUUCCUGUAAAUGUAGCGACCUUAAUAUUCGUUUUGUCGGCUAUUCAUCCGGAGAAGUUUCGAAGAGUUGUUGAGAAUAUGUAUAAAAUUCUUGAUAAUAAAGGAGUUGUGCUGUUGAGAGAUUAUGGUAGAUACGAUAUGGCUCAAUUGAGAUUCAAGCCUGGUCACAAAAUUGGUGAAAAUUUUUACAUGAGACAAGAUGGCACGAGAAGUUACUAUUUUACCACAGAGGAAAUAAUAAAUCUAUUUGAGUCUGCUGGCUUCAAAACUUUAACAUGUGACUAUGUGCAAAGACGUACUGUGAAUUUAAAAGAAAAUAUUGACGUGGCUAGAAUUUUUGUUCAGGGAGAAUUUGAGAAACCUUGAUAAUUUGUAUGUAAUGGUAACACUGUAAAUUGAAUUGUAGCUAAACACUGAUAUGAACGGAUCAACAUUAUGAAAUAUCCAGUUGCAUUUAAAACUGAAAAUCAAUGGAGAUUGAAUUUAUAACACCAUUUUCAUUUAAUGUGAAAAUCAAUGGAGAUUGAAUUUAUGUAGCACUGUAAAUUGAAUUGUAGCUAAACACUGAUAUGAACGGAUCAACAUUAUGACAUAUGAAUGGCCUGACUAUGAUAUUACUCUUGGAGUUCACACGCAUAUACUUCUUAAAUAUAGCUAUAAAGGAACAACAUCGAAGCAAAAAAUUGUCUGGUGAUUACAUAAAAUUUUGAAUGAAGAUUGCGAAUGGAACUUUGAUGAAGAAGAUGAAAUGUGAAACUUAUAUGUAUCAAAUGUAAAUUAAUGAAUAAAUUAAUUUAAUAAAUUAA